GGAAUUUGGUGCUCCAGCUUUGAAAAGGUCAUUGAGGUACGAAAUGAAACGAGAGAUGCGCGCGCGAUUCAUCUGAACGUUCGAUUUCAUUCCAGAAACUCCAUUCUUCAUACCAUAUCUCAACAAAAGAAACCCUAAUAAUCACAAAGAACAUUGACAAUGGGGAAUUUGAUGAACAAGGAACCCCCACCACCAAUGGUGCUGGUUCCUCCUCUCUUCGAUUUCCCUCCUCUAGCUGCUCGUACCAGGAUGUUAGAAUCAUCAUACAAUUUGCUAUUUGGGAAGCUUGCUCUGAAAUGUCUUUUUGAUGAUUACUUUGAAGAAGCAAUGCAUUUUAGCACACGAAUAAUGUUGAAGCCACUGGAUGAUCCUCACGUGGAUUUAGUGGCAACAGUUUCAGGCCCGCUUGAUCAUAAACCAGAGGAUGAAGUUGUAGGAAAUGCGUUAUUUCGCUGGCAAAGCAAUGUUGAUGAUCCUCAUACUUUCAUGGACCUGUUCGUAUCAAACUCUGAUCCCAUUUUACAAAUGAGGUCUUGUGCUUACUAUCCCAAAUAUGGAUUUGGAGCAUUUGGUAUUUUCCCAAUGCUAUUGAAGAAGAGGAUAUCAUCUGAAGAUUAUGGUGUCAUGGGAUUGAGAUAUGGCUCAAGAAAUUUAUCCUUUGGAGUCACAUUAAUGCCUUUUGCUGUGAAGGAUGAGUUACCAAAGAAUGCAUGGCUGGUAAGCAAGGUAGGAAGAGUGACUGUUGGAGUGCAGUAUGAGCCACAAUAUGGAGAUAAGGAUGGUGCAAAGUAUAAAAAUUUAAUGAACUGGAGCUGUGCAAUUGGCUAUGGGGUAGGAUCAGGCAGUCCCUUGAGCCCUUCUUUCAAUUUCGGCCUUGAACUUGCCAAAAGCUCUCAGUUCAUUGCCUCCUUUUAUCAACAUGUGGUGGUCCAAAGACGGGUGAAGAACCCCUUGGAAGAAAAUGAAGUAGUAGGAAUUACUAAUUAUAUUGACUUUGGCUUUGAGCUACAAACAAGGGUUGAUGAUGUCAACACAUCAAACAACAUCCCGGAUUCCACAUUUCAAGUAGCUGCUUCCUGGCAAGCCAAUAAAAACUUUCUGCUGAAGGGGAAGAUGGGACCCCUGAGCUCCACAGUAGCGAUGGCAUUCAAGUCAUGGUGGAAACCGUCUUUCACUUUUAGUAUUUCAGCUACUAGAGAUCGUGCCAUUGGGAAGACAUCUUAUGGGUUUGGAAUUCGCAUUGACAAUCUUAGGGAGGCCAGUUACCAAAGAGCUGAUCCAAAUUUCAUCAUGCUAACACCAAACAAAGAGCAUCUAGCGGAGGGACUUGUUUGGAAAAUUGGGAAGAGGCCAAUGCUACAAUCAGACGUAAAUUCUGGCAAUUUUGAUGGCCUGCCAAAGGAAUUGAGACCUCUUGGGAAAAUAUUGUAAAGUAUUUUGCUUUUUUUUUUUUUUUUUAAAUAGGAUCAAAAAACUUACACAACAGUUAUCAUUGAUUCACUGUGCUUGUUAGGUGAAUGGUUUAGUUUCAUAAUAUUUCCACAUCGGCUCUUAUGAAAUUCGAGAGCUUGAUAAAUUUUGUGGAAUUAUAGAUAAGGAAAGGCUUUUGAUCAAGAAACAAGAAACGUUUUUUCAUGAGUUAUUUCUUUUAGUGUAUUUUAGUUUUGUAC
Molecule: messenger RNA, 1670 nt
Organism: Carica papaya (papaya)
Lineage: Eukaryota; Viridiplantae; Streptophyta; Magnoliopsida; Brassicales; Caricaceae
Source: RefSeq, a predicted model, not a curated record